AUGAUGAUGGAUGCCUACCGUGAUGAGCUCACCCGGGGUCCGCAUUACCUACAGGCGACCAUCUUCUCAAUAGCUGAUGCAUGCAGGCUCCUGCGCGUCUCUACACGACUACUGUCCACGACCUGCUAUUCGCGAACGAUUGCGGCUCAACAUCGCAAAGGAAUAGGAUAUGAGUCGGAACAGGGAUCUUUGCGCCGUCAGCUGCGUCAUCUUCGAACUGACCAUCAACACGGACAGAACGGUAGUCAUGCAUCGGCCGUCAUUCGAGACUGAAUACAGCCUCCCUUAAAUCGUCGCCAACGGCAGCCAAUUCAAAACCAUGGGCACUUUCGCCUACGUAGGCAGUCUUCGGUCAGCUGCAAAACUCAGUAUGGAAUCGCCAGGGUCUCCAUCCCAAAACCAAACUCAGGAUGUACAAAACAGCCACCUUGAGGACACUGCUGUAUGGAGCGGAGACCUGGACUUUAUACGAGGAACAAGCGCGGAAACUUAAUCACUUUCACCUCAGCUCUCUCUGGAGAAUACUAAGCUGAGGUGACAGAAUGGACCCUCGACAUGGAAGUCACCUGGUGGCAUGGCAACUGCGUCCUACAAACAUCCAGCCUCGUGUGUCCCCAUCCCCCUUACCCGUGACUGUCUUCGAUGAUUUGUUCUAGCCGGUAAUCCGCAACAACAGGAGAAUAAAAUUUGUGUCCCCCAGAUCACAUCUCCCUAAUCCAAGUAGUUCAGUUGUAGGUCAAGCUCUAAAUAUUUGCGCUUUUCCUUGCAAUGGUGGGACUUACAUUUGUAAACGUAUUACCGAGAAAGACGCGAAAGACUGGAAUGGGCCUUUUCGACUUAUCCGCCAUGGUUAGCCAGUCCCAAUAUAACCCUAAGCCAGGCAAAUAUGUUGCGCUAACUCGUAGCUUCAAAGUAAAGACGAACUUCCUUACCAGGAGAGAUAGCGAGCGUCACUCCCAUGUGUACUUGGAUGUGUACUCACGUGGUUGUUACGACUUCGUAAGUGCGAUUACUGGAUUCUUUUUUCAAAGUUUACCACUACAUUGACCUCUUGGAGGAAAAAAAUUCAAGACCGUGGGCUGAACGCAAGAAUGUGUGAUGCGAGAGGGACACUCGGCAGACGUCAUCUAGUCGUUUUUUCUUUGUCAGCAACCAAUCUAAACCAGAAAGCCCAAAGUCACCAGCUCGAAUUAACUGACUACGACAUACAAUUUAUGUAUGUAUAUAUGUAUGCAUAUAUUGAAGGGUUACAGGCAGAGCCCUUGAUGACCCUAUUUAUGUACAGUGCUUUCGCAGAUUCAUACUCAAAAAUAAAAUAAAAUUGCAGGCAUUUAAAAUGUGAUUGGGUCACAGUUCAAUCGUAAUCAUAAGGUAGUGCAUGGGGUCACUGUAAAUUAGUGCGGAAGAUUGUAUAUGACAGAUUUUACAAAAAUGGCUGUGCAUAGUCAUGCUGUACAAGCCGAUUUCUGUCGAAAACUAGACGAGCAAGUUUUCUUUUAAACAUACAAACCGUGUCAGCCGUCACCAUCUCGUUUGGAAGCGAGUUCCACGGCCUGACAACCCGCUGGCUGAAUGAAAAUUUUCGUCGGUCUAAACGCGUGCAUUCAUUCCCGACUUUGUAUGCAUGGCCGCGUAGUUGGUUUGUAUGGGCGAACUCAAAGAAGUCCUCUGCUCUUAAUGAGCAACCCUGGCCGCGAACAAUUCGGAACGUCCAGAGUAGACUGCAGUUUAUUUGUCUAUAAGAGAGAGGGAAUAGGCCAAGCAAAUUCAGCCUCUCCUGAUAAGACAAAUGCUUCAGACCGUCGACCAUCUUUGUCGCUUUGCGUUGCACCUGUUCGAGUAAGUUGAUAUCCUUCCUCAUCCAUGGUGAAGCUGCUGGCAUUCCAUACUCUAGAUGAGGUCUUACAAAGACACCAAAGAGUCUUUCGAAGAGUUCGGGAGGAAAUAUUUUAAAUGCACGUCUGAUCAAGUGUAGAGUACUAGUUGCCUUCUGGACCAUCUUUCUGCAGUGUUCUGAUGGCGAUAGAUUUGUGGUCGUCCAUACACCCAGAUCUCUGUGUCUUUCCACAGUUUCUAACCUCGUCCCGUCAAUAUAGUACUGGUGUUUGGGAGAGGCAUUGCGGCCGGUGUUCAGGUGCAAGACCACGCAUUUGGACACGUUAAACUUCAAAAGCCAUUUGUUCGACCAAGCACACAGUUUGUUGAUGUUCGACUGCAACUUCUCUGCGUCAUCAUCACACUUGACUUCACUCCAUAUUUUUAUGUCAUCCGCGAACAUGAGAGCCUCGCAAUUCACUUCGCUGAUGCAGUCAUUAACAUAAAUCAGGAAGAGUACUGGGCCUAAGACAGAACCCUGUGGGACACCACUUUCCACUUUUACCCAUUCCGAGGUAGAAUUUCCAACGACGACUCUUUGUAGUCUGGAGGACAGAAAACUCCUGAUCCACUUAAACAUUCUCCCUUGAAUCCCUACAUCCCAGAUCUUUCGUAAAAGAAUUUUAUGCAAGAACAGUUUGUACUUUCCAAAUCUUACGAUAAAGUCUCUCCGGCUCAAGUCUUAGUAUAAUCAGAACUCGUACAAGAAUUUCAAGCCUAAAUUUGCUAUUUUGUGUUCAGCUUCUUUCUCGACUACUAACUGCUGAUUGUAUCUGUGCAGCCUAUCUGAGCAACAUGUUCAGUGUGAUCAAAUGACUAAGAAUGUAAUGUAAAAAGUGUUCACAGAUAACGAUACGAAGGCCUUGCUUAUGAAAAAGGACUUAUAGGAUUGACCGACAUCAAUACGGAGAACAAAACAUUUGCGAUGGGUUUGCUCUCUUGUGGAUUUUCCACCCGAAUAUCUAUUUCAUCACUUGCUAGCUCCCUCUGGAACUUCAAACUUCGGGCUUCUUCCGACGACGACUCUCACGAAGAGGUUUGCUUUGGAUUCGGCGUCGAAAAUGAAUGGUUUUGUGGCGUUUGACGAAUGGAAACUCAAAAGUCCUGACUUUUAAAGCUGCCCACAGGGUGACUUGCUCUGAAUGAUAUUAGCAUCGAACUAGAUGAGGUCGGGCUAAGAGACAUAUGUGUCAGUAGUGCUUCCUGCGAUCUACUGAUCAAAGGUGAAUUCUCAUGCAAUCAUUACACCCAAUCCUUUUGGCUUAAUCUUAGAAGUAGAAGCGAGUGGGAACUAGGGGAGGAGGGGGAGUUAGGUUGACGACAUCCAGCCCUCCUCGUCAUAAUCAGAUUUGUGCUUAAGGUGGUAGUGGUCCUCACCAAAAAGUAGAUGCUACGCGCGUGUAGGCAAAAAAGAGGGACCUGUGCAUCGAGUGUUUAUGUUGGAUGACCUGCUUGACCUCCGCCCGCAUAACAUCGCUCUUUCAUCAUCCGUUGCAGUGGCGGCCUAACUCCAACGGUCUACCAGCACCGGUUGGCCCUGGACACUGCUUACACCGCGACAGCACGUGCAGGAUCUAACCGUUACUGUUACCUACGCAAGGGGAUCUCGAGGCGACCCGAAAAAGCUGCGAAAAUGAAUGUGUUUGAUCGAACUGGGCCCCUGGACUUGCGCUUAGCCUGCGGGUGGACUUGCGACCGAGGGGGCGCGACUCGUCCGCUAGACAAAGUACUCCUUCGUCUUGAGCCCCACUAUUAGUUGAUUUCAUCAUCGCACCAAAAUACGCACGUACACACGCACUCGCCAACACGCCGCGCGACCUGAUGACCAGGCUUACAAGGACAAUGGCGUGAGCGCCAAUCAGAUUGGUGAGCCAGCACGCAGUCGACGUCUGAUUGGUGCCCUAACGUGGCGUGAUCGCUAUUUCAGCGACAUGCGGCGGCACUGCGCAUAGUCUCCUGCGGGGUUGUGGCAUUAUCUGGGCCUGCUCUUUUGACGGUGAGUUUUACGACUGUCGUCCCUUUUUUCACCGAUUCCGUCUUGUCUUUCUGGUUCGUAAAUGUUCAAUAAAAUCUUACUGAUCGGCCGCCUCCAAAAUGAGUAAGAUUCUUGAUCCAAUAACAUUUGAGCUGGUUGUCACGCCCUUAUUCUCUAGAUUUUUACUGAGUGUACUUUGAUGAGCACUACACAACAUUGUCUUUUAUCCUCAGAUAUACUGAACUAAACUAGAAAUAGCAACCAACAGAGACCGACGGUUGUUCAUGUCACGGGGAUCUCAUUAGCCACUCAGCCACUGCUACUCGACCUAGUUGUGAUGUAAUUAAGGCUUGUAAAUCCCACCUUACAGACAGUAUUCUCAACACGAAAUCGAGAUCGGAAAGAGGUAAAUUGAUCUCACAUCCAAGGACAUGGGAUAUACGCACUAUCAGGAGCUCACACGGGCUCCUCGAACAUGAAAAGAGCACUUUCUCUCCCGAGUGGAAUAUUACCUUCCCCAGGGGUUCCUCGCAGAUGCUGUUGACCUAUAAUUGGCUCUGUGCUGAAAUACGCACUCCUUCAUUAUGCAAACGUGCUCGUGUGUAUGCCUUACAUGCAACAGGACUGUAUAUAUCCCGUUGCCAAAAACCAGUGCAAAAGGGGCGCAUUACGCACGCAGUUAUUUUUUCCUAAUAUGAUUUAAACGGGUAACUGGAGGCCUCGGCCAGAUGCCACCACGUAACCAUACUAUAAUUUCCGCUCUGCCAACCGAUUCUUCAUCAUACUCUUCUAUUUGAAAGCGGGUGAGAACGUGUCGAUCACUGUUUCAUGAAUUUCGACGCACGCUAGGCGUCGUGCUGUUUCUUAUUUUUUUGGUCUUGCAACCAAAUCAACCCGAGGUAAUCUUACUCACCCCACACCUAUCUACCGCCCUUCUUUGCAGAUUGA
This is a messenger RNA of Spirometra erinaceieuropaei, 4798 nucleotides long. The record is from the annotation of a GenBank genome assembly. NCBI's taxonomy places the organism in Eukaryota, Metazoa, Platyhelminthes, Cestoda, Diphyllobothriidea, Diphyllobothriidae.